CACUUAACUACGUGCACAUACAAAACUAGAAAUCAGUUUCUCUUCUCUGUUGAAACAUGGCAAUUACUGGGUUGCUAUUACUGGGAAUUCUUUCUUUGUGCUCAUCUCCUGCUCAUGGCUGGAUUAAUGCUCAUGCCACUUUCUAUGGAGGCGGUGAUGCCUCCGGUACAAUGGGUGGAGCAUGUGGGUAUGGUAACUUAUACAGGGAAGGAUAUGGUACAAACACAGCAGCGUUAAGCACAGCACUGUUCAACAAUGGGUUGAGCUGUGGUGCUUGUUUCGAGAUCAAGUGUGUGAAUGAUCCAAAAUGGUGUCUUCCGGGUUCUGUUGUGGUCACGGCUACUAAUUUCUGCCCACCAAACUAUGCAGUUUCUGACAAUGGUGGAGCGUGGUGCAACCCUCCCCACCACCAUUUUGAUCUUUCUCAGCCUGUUUUCCAACGCAUUGCUAAAUAUAAAGCUGGAAUAGUACCAGUUUCUUACAGAAGGGUAGCAUGCAGAAAGAAGGGAGGAGUAAGAUUCACCAUGAACGGCCACUCAUACUUCAACUUAGUACUAAUAACAAAUGUUGGGGGAGCUGGUGAUGUGCAUGCAGUCUGGAUAAGAGGAUCAAGAACAGGAUGGAGACCCAUGUCAAGAAACUGGGGUCAAAACUGGCAAUCCAACUCUUACCUAAAUGGUCAAACCGUAAGUUUCAAAGUUACCACCAGUGAUGGUCGUACGAUGAUCUCCAACAAUGUUGUUCCUGCGACUUGGUCGUUUGGACAGACCUUUAGCGGUCUCCAAUUCCCAUUUUGAGUUCUUCAAAUAUUAAGAAGGUAGAUUGAGCAGAUUUAGUAGUGAGCUUUAGAGGGGUCUUAUGCUUUUUCUUUUAUAUUUUUCCAAAGAAAGAAAAAAGAAAGCAGAAAGGAGAUUGACAGUGGUGGGAUUUUACCACCCGCAAAUUCUUUGGCUUCUCAACUUCAUAUUAUUUCUCUCUUCAAUGCCAAUUUUACUUAACCAUUUCUGUAUUAAGCUUUUCUUUGCUGAGAAAAGAAACUUCUCGUAAGGUUAUAUUGGGAAGUUGAUUAAAUAAAAUAAAAUCACUUUU
Messenger RNA from Carica papaya (papaya), 1089 nucleotides. Its product is annotated as expansin-A1-like. NCBI's taxonomy places the organism in Eukaryota, Viridiplantae, Streptophyta, Magnoliopsida, Brassicales, Caricaceae. Gene Ontology annotation, cellular component: extracellular region. The record is from RefSeq and is a predicted model, not a curated record. Gene Ontology annotation, biological process: plant-type cell wall organization.